CUCUGUUAUACGGUUCUCAGUGGCUACAAUGUGGCAUUAUACGGAAGUUGUAACGAGCAUCGCUUGACUGCCAUGCCCAGUUGCCAAUUGUAUCCAGUUUUUGAGUAGAUCCGCCAAUCAGCUUAAAGGGGCGGGAAGUGUCAUUCUCUAUCAGUGUUUGUAACGCCGAUAUUUUUUACACUUGGGUGUACACAUUGAAAGGAGAGUAUUCAGCAACCAUGUCGUGUCCAGGGAUUAAAGACACUAAAGGAAGCUUGGAAAAAGACAGCAAAACAUCACAGAGGACAGGUCCUAGUGAGAACCUUACAGAGACAGAUGGGUAUUUCUGCAGCAGUUCUUUCUCUAUGGACCCUGCGGAGGAGUAUAAGAUGGACCACAAGCGGCGAGGCCUGGCUCUCAUCUUCAACCAGGAGCACUUCUUCUGGCAUCUGAGGAUGCUCCCCCGCAACGGGACCAAUGCUGACCGCUACAACCUGGUCAAAAGAUUUGAGGACUUGAACUUUGAAGUGCAGGCCUUUGAUAAUCUGAAGGUGGAGGAAGUUCUGGAUAAAAUCAGUCAGGCGGCUGAGGCCAACCAUGCUGAUGCAGACUGCUUCGUGUGCGUCUUUCUGAGCCACGGAGAGAACGACCACGUCUAUGCUUACGACGACAAGAUCGCUAUCCAGGACAUCACUGCCCUGUUCAAAGGAGACAAGUGUAAGAGCCUGGUGGGCAAGCCCAAGAUCUUCAUACUACAGGCGUGCCGUGGGGACAAGCAUGACGUUCCAGUGACCCCCAUGGACGUGGUGGACAGCGAAGUGAAAACCAACGAGGUGGUGGUGGACGCUGGGGUGGUCUACACCCUCCCUGCUGGCGCUGACUUCAUCAUGUGUUACUCUGUGGCUGAAGGCUACUAUUCCCACCGCGAGACGAUCAACGGCUCCUGGUACAUCCAGGACCUGUGUGGGGCCAUGCGGAAGUUCGGGGAUUCCCUGGAGUUCACGGAGCUCCUGACCCUGGUCAACAGGAAGGUGUCCAUGAGGAGUGUCGGGAAUUGUAACGACAGGACCGCCAUCGGGAAGAAACAGGUCCCCUGCUUCGCUUCCAUGCUCACCAGGAAGCUCUACUUCCGACCCAAGAAGCAGUAAGGUUUCCAUCCACCGGACAGCUGCUACGUCAUUCCUGAAUCCUGCUGUAGUUGUUUUGAAUGUUUCUUGGGAGAAAGGUGGUCCUUGACUAUAUCUGGUGGUUACUUUUGUUAAACAUUUGUCUACAUUAUUUCGAUGUUUGUCUUGAGGACCAUGAAAUGCACAAAAUCAAGCUGUGCAUAUUCCCUUUAUUCUAAUCUUCUUUCCUAUGAUACUAAACGGAGAUCAUGUCAUUUGCUGACGAUUGUUGAUGCUGUGUUAUUUUAACACACAUUCUGUGGUGGCAAACCUGACCUAAAACAAAGCAUGUACUAUACUGGUGAAACCUGCUUGGCUGCUCGGCUUCAGGCUCUCCCUGUUGGUGUUGACUGAGGUCAUGGAAUGUACCUGCAGGGCAGGUAAAAGAGUGACAUGAGAAUGGUAAUUGAGCAUUAACAUUUCAAAUGACUUUAUUCUCAGUCUGUUUGUGGAUAGCUAUUUGUUAAGAGGGGAUUCUCAGCCAGUAAAGGAUUUUGCAUCACCAGUCCCUUUAGGCCUUUCUCGAGAGAAUACUGCUAAUUCUUAGCAUUGAGUAGUGGUUCCCUGGGCUUGAUUUGUUUACAUCAACUAUCUGUGUCAAAUAUACUAAGAAAUGUGCACAUUGUUUGAAGGAGGCAGUGGCACUGGGGUUAAAUCCCUACCUUGCAUCCAAAAGGUGUGGCUUUGAUCCUUAUCUCUUGUGCAAGUUUCUGCAACUGUCGUUGUCCGACAUAGGAAGAAACGUGCCGAUUGGGUUAAAGAAUGGGUGGCUCUGAGGUUGAAUGCCUUCCUUGCAACCAAGAGGAUGUGGAUUCAUACCACAUCAAUACUUUUGCCCUACUAAUGAAUCGCUCCCUCAGUCCCAGAGCCAUGUGAUACCUUUGGCAGUGUUGCACAUGUUGAUUACGGUUCAAACCUCACCUUAGUGCAUCUACGUUUCCAAAACUGUAUAUGUCAAACAUAUGAAGAGAUAUGUAGGAGGCUGUGGCUCUGGGGUUAAAUCCCUGCCUUACAGCCAAGAGGAUUUGGGUUCAGUUAUCGUCUACUGCACAUUUAUGCAAAUGUCAAAAUGACCAAGAUAAGUGUUAGUUCCUGAACUGGUUAUGGGGAAAUCCCUGGGGGAAAAAAAUCAACACUUAGUAUCUCUUUUGAAAUACAGGCAUCUACUUGUUUCAGGGAUUUUCUCCAUAACCACUGCUGGUUACAGGGAUGUGAACCCCAGGUAUUAACCCUCAUCAGUCCUCCAUCCACAUCUGUGCCACCGAUUGCUUCACACUUCAAAACACAUUCAUAUGAUUGACAUCAACAUUGGGGAAACAUACACUAAAUCACAAGAGUAGAGAUUUGAACCCACAACAUCUUGGUUGCAGGGCUGAGAUUUAACCCCAAAUCCUUCACACUUGAAGUGCUUCUCUUUGUAUGUUAGACAUCCACAGUUACAGAAACUGUCAAUCAAGCACAAGAUGUAUGGAUUGAACCCACAACCUCGAAGGCAGGGACCGAACCCCUUACCCACUGCCCCAUCUGGUCCUCUGUCGUCGACAAGAUGAAAAGACAGACAAUGAUGUGCCUCAUAAUAUGUUGCCUCCCCGCUUGUUCUGUCAAAAAGGGAAUUUGUGUUAUUUCUGUUUGUACUUGGAUGUGCUUAGCCUUUACAACUCAAAUGUAGUUUUCCAUGUUUUGAAAGCGGCAGGCUAAAACGUGAACAAACAACUCCAAUGUGGAAAGUACCUCGGAGUCAAGUGUCUAGUGUUUCAAUAGACGUUAAGUAAACGCUGCAAGUUUGGUCACAUGAUCUACGGUACUACUACUGACUCAGGAAAACCAAAGUCAUAUACAUUGUUUACCGCCACUAUGGUAGUGCCUUUGUUUGGUAAUCCAAAUCAAUGGCCUUUUAAUUAACUAUUUAAAAAAACAGCUUUUUACCAUUCUUUUUUGAGGGGAUUUGACAACUGUUUUCAUCACAAGAUAAGAUCACUUUAUUGGUCAAUUACACAUUCCCCCCCAUCUGGGCCGGGAUUCGAAAGCUUCUGGUUGCUGGCUCGCAUCUCUAACUUCUAGGAUACCUGCCGCCCCAAUAUUCAACAACUUUAUCAGUACCAAUCUUUUUAAAAUAGCAUUUUUGUACACCACAUGACUACAGCCAUAUUCUUCAGCCAGAAAAGAUGCACAAGUGUGCAUUAUAUAGCUCAGAUAAGACAACUCAGGGUUCCAAUCAACCGACCAUCUCAUGUUUCAAAAAAAUAAAUCAUUGUUAGUCACGUGGAGAUAUUUACUAAAGCAAUGACAAUGCACGAGGUAUUACUCAUUUGUAUGUGAACCUGAGUGCUGGACACCAAUUCAUGUUUCUAUUUCUGAAGUGUAUAAGAAAAUGAGGACCAUUUUAGUCUCCAUGGGUGAAUAUAAGGAACCAUUGCUUAGUAAGAGUAAUGUACUUUUCUUGUUAUGUGGUCCACCAGGGAAAUUUAUCUCUGACCUUUUGGGAGAUUGGGUUUGUGCUACUAGCAUUUGGAGAGGUGCGGAGGGCUCCUAUAGAAUUAGAAUCUCUCAUUUAUAAAAUGAAAGUUGUGAAACUGUUGAAAUGUGUUUGUGGUUUUGACGAUUGAAACAAAAGUCUGAAUUGAGGUGCAAUAAAAUAUCGAAAUUG
This is a messenger RNA of Salmo salar (Atlantic salmon), 3792 nucleotides long. Its product is annotated as caspase-6. NCBI's taxonomy places the organism in Eukaryota, Metazoa, Chordata, Actinopteri, Salmoniformes, Salmonidae. Gene Ontology annotation, molecular function: cysteine-type endopeptidase activity. The record is from RefSeq and is a predicted model, not a curated record. Gene Ontology annotation, cellular component: cytoplasm. Gene Ontology annotation, biological process: proteolysis; positive regulation of neuron apoptotic process; apoptotic process.